UUUUGGGUUAUUAUUCAUGUUGACUGACAAAUUAACGCAGAUUCCAACUCCUUUCCCUCGCUUUCCUCCAAAGCAGGUGGGAGAAACACACGGCGUUUUGGGCAAGCAACAAAGCUGGUUUUGGUACUGGUGUGGGUAGGCGACCUGCCGAAGAAACAAUAGGAGACGGCAAAACGGCAUCGGAUAACCUAGCUGCAGCAACGUCCUUGGAGGGCAAGGGUGUGAGGAGCAAAGAUACAUGUAUUUACCAAGCUUCCAUUCAAUUUGUUACUAAUUUAUAAUUACUUUUGCUUGUGGAUUAAGUUUGCUGCAGAUUAUAGACAUGGCCGCUUCAUCAUCUUCUUUUCAAGAAAAGUAUGAGGUGUUUCUCAGUUUCAGGGGCGAGGACACCCGCGAUGGUUUUACUGGACAUCUUUAUAAUGCUCUGUGUAAAAAGCAUAUCAACACAUUCAAGGAUGAUGAAAACCUGGAAAGUGGGCAUAAGAUAUCAGAAAUUAUGGAUGCGAUUAAGGAAUCUAAGAUUUGUAUAAUAGUUUUCUCUAAAGAUUUUGCGUCUUCCACAUGGUGUUUAGAUGAAGUGGUUCGCAUACUCGAAUGCAAGAGAGGUGGAAAUUAUAUUAUACCAAUUUUUUUUGGCGUAGAACCAUCCAUUGUACGGAAACAGGAGCAGAGUUAUGCAGUAUCAUUUGGUAAACAUGAACAACGUUUUACGGACAAAAUGGACAUGGUACAGCAUUGGAGGGAUGCUCUCAAUGAAGUGGCUGCUCUCAGCGGUUAUGAUUCAAAGAAUAAAAGACCUGAAUACAAGUUUAUAGAUGAAAUUGUUGAAGAUAUUUUGUCAAAGUUGUCUAGAUACCCAUCAACCUAUGAUCAUUCCAAGCGGGGCUUGAUUGGAAUUGAAAAUCGUAUUGAGGAAAUUGAAGGAUUAUUAUGCAUUGACUCAAUGGAUGUUCGCACCAUAGGUCUUUAUGGCAUGGGCGGUAUUGGAAAGACCACCUUUUCUCUUGCUGUAUUUCAAAAGUUAUCUCAUCAUUUCGAAAGUCAUUGCUUUCUUCGCAAUGUUAGAGGAGAAUAUGAAAAGCAUGGCAUAAUGGAAUUGAGAAAGCAACUUCUUUCCCACCUGUUCUAUCAUGAUAAAACUAUUCAAAGCUUGGAAUCACAUCAUCUGCAAGAGAGACUCUGCCGCACAAAGGUCCUUAUAGUUUUAGAUGAUUUGGAUGAUGCAAUAUCCCAAUUAAAUGAAUUGUUACCUAAAGGGUAUAGGUUUGGUGCUGGAAGCAGAAUCAUUGUCACAACUAGGGAUGCCCAAUUGGUUAAAUCAAAGACAGAUAAAGUUUACGAGGUUAAGAGGUUAAAUGAUGUUGAAUCUCUUAAGCUGUUCUGCUUACAUGCUUUUGAAAAUAAUUGUGAUCUUGAAGGAUACUUGGCCUUAUCAAAAAGUGCGGCCAAUUAUGCAGAUGGCAAUCCAUUAGCUCUUGAAGUCUUGGGUUCUUCACUUCGCUCCAAAAGUGUAGAAGAAUGGAAAAGUGCAUUGGAUGAGCUGCAAACAGAGCCAAACCCAAAAAUUGAAAAAGUGUUGAGAAUAAGUUUUGACCAAUUAGGCAAAAAAGACAAAAAAGGCUUCACUCCCAUCCAGGAUGUGUUUCUUGACAUUGCAUGCUUUCAUGACAAUGGAGUUGAUAGAAAAUUUGUAGAAAGCAUAACACAUUAUAGUGGUGCGACCAAAAAAAUAAGUGAUCUCAUUGAUAAGUGCUUAAUAAUUGAAGGUUACAACAGAUUGUCCAUGCAUUCUUUAAUACGACAGAUGGGUCAGGCAAUUGUUUGUGAUGAGAACAAAGAACCAGGAAAUCGUAGUAGGCUGUGGAAGGCUAAGGAUGUUUGCAAUGUAUUGGAGAGAAAUACGGGAAGCUGUAAAAUAGAAGGCAUAUUAUUGGACCAGUCUAAACUUCAAAAGACUGUUAAAGUGACGCGUACAGCAUUCUCAAAAAUGUGUCAUCUACGAUUUCUUAGAUUUUAUGAGGAUGAGGCAUAUCAUGGACGUGCUCUUGAUAGUAAAAUGUAUCUUCCUUCUAAGGGUAUUAAAUAUCUUUCCGACGAGCUAAGAUAUUUGCACUGGGAUUUAUACCCUUCAAAAUAUUUGCCUUCAAAAUUUAGUCCAGAAUAUCUCGUUGAAAUUGUUAUGCGUGGGAGCCAACUCGUGGAGCUACCUUGGAAUGAAGGCCAGCCCCUUGGGAAUUUAAAGAAAAUCGAUCUUAGCUAUUGUAAGGGCCUUAUUCAAAUACAAAAGUUAUGUGCGGCUACAAAUCUUGAACAGAUAAAUCUUAGAGGUUGUUCACGUUUGGUUCAAGUUCCUUCAGGGUUUGAGAAUCUGAAAAAGCUUGGGUAUCUAGACUUGAGUUGCUGUGAGAAACUGAAAGAUGGCUUAGAAAAUCUUCCACUGAAUAUAGUGUGGCUAUUAUUGUCUGAGACGGCAAUAGUUGCAUUGCCCUUAGAAUUUCAGCGUCUUUCGAAUUUUCAAGAUUUAGGUUUGAAAUAUUGUAAGAAGCUGGAAGAUAUACAAAAUAUUUCGAGUUCGAUGUGUAUAACUGAAUUAAAUUUGGAUCGGACAGCAAUUAAAACUCUACCCAAAAGCAUUUGGAAGAUGAGAUGUCUGAAAUAUCUGAGUCUUGAUGGUUGCCCAAACCUGGAAAAGCUUCCAGAAAUCUCAUAUGAUUGUAUGAGUUCAUCUCUUGAAUUGUUGAAAAUAAGUGGUUCUACAAGAUUGAAGUCAAUACCGGAAAGCAUUUGGAGGAGUAGUCUGAAAGAGCUGACUCUUUCGGAUUGCCCAAAACUGGAAAAGCUUCCAGAAAUCUCAUAUGAUUGUAUGAGUUCAUCUCUUGAAUUGUUGAAAAUAAGUGGUUCUACAAGAUUGAAGUCAAUACCGGAAAGCAUUUGGAGGAGGAGUAGUCUGAAAAUGCUGACUCUUUCGGAUUGCCCAAACCUGGAAAAGCUUCAAGAAAUCUCGGAUGAUUGCAUUAGCUCAUCUAUUGAAGAUUUGGUUUUAAGUGGUUGUAUGAGAUUGAAAUCAGUACCAGAAAGCAUUUGGAAGAUGAAUAGUCUGAAAAGGCUGACUCUUAUGGAUUGCCCAAACCUGGAAAAGCUUCCAGAAAUUUUGGAUGAUUGUAUGAGCUCAUCUGUUCAAGAGUUGGUUAUAAGACGUUGUACGAGAUUGAAAUUUAAUCCAACGCAAAAUUUGUGUGGGGCUAUAAGUCUUAGACGGAUGAUGAUGGAAGGUUGUACAAGUUUGGUUCAAGUUCCUUCAUGGUUUAAGAAUCUGAACCAGCUUGUGCACCUAGAUUUGGGUUGCUGUAAGAAUUUGAACGAUGGCUUAGAAAAUCUUCCAUUGAAUAUAAGGGUGUUAUCAUUGUAUGGGACGGCAAUAGAAGGAUUGCCCUCAUCAUUUUGGGAUCUUGAGGAACUUGAAUAUUUAGAUUUGAGUCAUUGUAAGAAUCUGACAGAUGGCAUGGAAAAUCUUCCAUUGAAUCUCCAAACUUUAUUUUUAAGUGGUUGUACGAGAUUGAAAUCAAUACCAGUGCUUCCAUCAGGUUUAAAUAUUUUGGAUGCAAGUAACUGCACAUCGCUGGAGACAAUGUCAAGUUGGAGGGAUCUUAUGUCAAGUUGGAGGGAUCUUCAACAACUUGAAGGAACAACGGAAAAGUGUGAUUUUCAAAAGCGUCAGGCGGUGUAUCCAGGAAAUGAAAUCCCAGAGUGGUUCAGCCAUCAAACUGAUGAUGGGAACUCACUCAAUAUCUACCUUCCUCCUAAUUGGUUUUCUAUUCAUAAUCCCCUCUUCGAAUUUUUUUUUUCCCUUGUUUUUAUGUUGGAUGUAUCUGAGCCUUACAUCUUCUUAGAAAUCAAUUUCAAAACCAACGUGAACAGUGAUGAUCGUCUUCAUGGUCAUUAUCCGAUAUUACAUACAUUAUUCUGUGAUGGAGGUCGGGAAAUUUAUGGAUGUCUAAUGGAACAUGAUCACGUCUUAAUAGCGAACGCAAAAUUAAAUUUGAGAGAUGUUUUUGGGGAGGAGUGGUCCUCUGUUUGUGGCAAUGCCACCGAAGUUUCCUUCCGUGUGUCUAUAAGGGGAGCUGUGGUCAUCGAUUGGGAGAUAAAAAAGUUUGGGUUGGAGUUGGUAAAUAUGUGGGGUACUGCAAGUAAAAAUAAAAGACUAUUUAGUGAAUGUAGUGGUCAACCCAAUGGGUACCAAGACGAGGCGCAUGAUCCUCACAUCAAUUCCAAGAGAAUUAAGGCCCAACAAAUAAUUAAAUGAAAAUUUCACGAGGCCAAACACAUUGAUGGCUCUACUUCAAGAUUCUCAAGGAUUUAGAAAUGCAAAAUUUCAGUAAAUAUGCAACCGUGCCAAUACAACAAUGUAGAAAAUUGUGCUGCUUUUGGCGUCGUUAAUUUUUUUGUUUGGCUAUUUUAAUUUUUAAUGAUGGAGUUGGGUGAACAAAUAUUGCUUCUUAAUAAUUUCUUAUACUAUCGAAUUAAGUAAUGUGAUUAGCCAUAUAUACCUUUGUUCUA
Messenger RNA from Ziziphus jujuba (common jujube), 4557 nucleotides. Its product is annotated as disease resistance protein RPV1. The transcript is spliced from 6 exons. Gene Ontology annotation, biological process: defense response; signal transduction. The coding region runs from base 323 to 4303 and encodes 1326 amino acids. NCBI's taxonomy places the organism in Eukaryota, Viridiplantae, Streptophyta, Magnoliopsida, Rosales, Rhamnaceae. The record is from RefSeq and is a predicted model, not a curated record. Gene Ontology annotation, molecular function: ADP binding.